UCUUAAUUUCAAAUGUUAAUAUUUUUGAAAACAAAGUUUUAAAGUAGUAAAAUUUCUAAUGUUAUGUUUUACAAUUGCGAAUUAUACUUCCUUUAUACACUAAUAUAGUAUAUAAUGUAUAUGAUCCUAGAAAAACUGAUUGCAAAGAAAGUAAUACAAUUCAAAUAAAAAAUUAAACAUUAAUUAUUUCAAUUUUAUCCGGUCAAAAAUCAAAUUGUACAAAGACAAAGAGAGAAAACUAAAAUUUUUCAAAAUGUUUUAUGACAAUUUAGCCAAUCCUAUAGAAGCUGUGUAUUUGAUUUCUAUGUACAGUUAUUUUAAUUCACUCAGCGAUUUCCUGUAUAGAAAUAAUUAUUCAUCCAUCAAUGACAGACACAAACAAAUACCAGUGGUCAACGCUCUUUACAGAUAUUUAGAUGAUAAUCGAGAUAAUCAAGACGAUCUAAUUAAAAGUUUAUUGCAAGGCAGCGACUUGUACGGGGAACAAUUUGGUGAAAUUCCUGAUGAAACUUUUGUGAAUACAAUGUUCGACUACAUUAUUACUUCUCUUGUAUUUGACAAAUAUGGAAAUAUUUACGGAUUUUUGGCAGAUGUUGUUCGAAAAUCUCAAGAUUUACACAUAGACUCUCUGCUGAAGGAUAUAAAGAGGAGACUUGAAAAUAUAAUAUUUGAAAAUGAAUAUGGUGAUACCUCGUCACUAACACCAUUAGCUGUAGAUCGAAUAUUUACAGAUAUAAUAUUACCUCUGUUUCCAAAACCUAAAACUAAUAUCAAAUUAACGUCACUAGAUUAUAUUUAUGCACAAGCAGGUGCAAUUUUACUUCGACCCGGUAUACAAAAUGCUACCUAUUACAGUGUGCUAACUGAAAGAACGAAAUUAAAUAAUAAAACUCUCUUUGACGAAUAUAUAUUAAUAGGACAUUUAAUUGAAGAAUUAAUUAUUGGCGAAAAAUUUGGACAGUUUAAUGCAACAGCUUUUGCAUUGCCAGCGCUUUUCUUCUAUGUUUAUUUUGAAAAGGAGAAACUUGAACAAGAAAAAAUAACAACCAUAAUAUUUGAUCCACAACACUGGCUUAAAGCUUAUAAUAUCUUUCUUACACAUCUAGAUAAGACGUAUGAUAAAAUUAGUUCUGCUUUAAAAACAGACACAAAGUUUAAACUCCAUUACGAGCUUUCACAAUUAAAAACACAUCAUACAUACGCACGAUAUUUGGUAGAGGAUAAUGUGAAUUGUAGAAUAAAACCCGAAGAGGAGAAAAUUGACAGAGUUUCAGCAUAUGAAAAUAAUCCGCACAAUUUUGCAUGUAAAAUAGGUGACUAUCUACCAGAUAUUAAUGACUAUUUUUUGUCCAAACUUAACACUGUAAUUCAAUCAUAUCAGCAAUUCGAGAACAAAUCAAUCGCAAAAGUAUUUGAAAAUUAUUUCCAAUUAUCGUUUCAUUAUACUGACGCAAUUAUCAAAUUAAGAGACAAUAUUGUUGUUACUGAUUUUUACGAUCCGAGCAUGCAAUCAAAUGAUUUUCUUGAAAUCUACUUCCCUGCAAAUGGCACUACAAACUAUUUUGUUGUAAUACGAGAAGACUACAACCACAGAAUAGAUAAAGUUGACCAUCUUCCUGACUCUUUACCACAAUCGGAUCGUCCUCCUAUCAAAAAACAAGACGGAAAAAUUUCUUUUACUCAACAGUUAAAUGAAAUUAGAGAAAAAAUUAUAAAAAACAAAAGUUCAAGACUAGAAUCAUUAAUCUUAUCCAGUCUAAACAACAAAUUAAAACUUAAUUGGUGGAAGGAAUUUGGAUUAUCUUUGGUGCCGUUUUAUCCAUGUUUAUCUGGCAAAAUUAUUGAUAAUGAUAAAAAAGAUCCAUGUCAAGUAUAUACAUUUACUAUGUAUCCUAUUAAUCUAGAAAAUGAUUUCAUAACUUUAAAUAUAAGUCAAAAAUACACUCAAGCUCUCUUGACGUCGAUAGGCACGUCUAUAAAAACAUUGAGCCUAAAAAACUUACUGAUAAAAAUAAUUGAAAAGGAAAAAUAUUUUGAAUUAAAAAGCUUUGAAAAUUACAUCGAUUAUAAACGAUUUUCAAACAUUGUUAAAGAUCCGUUGCAAUUUAAUCCGAAUAUUUUAUUAUCUUUAUCCGAUCCAAGUUACAAUAUUGCACUUGAGCGAAAUAGUGUAUUGGACAUUUUCCGCGAAAACGUUAGAGAUUUGAAAAUAAUAACUUUUUUGGAUUACAUAUCCAUUUUUAGUAUGACAUUAAAUAUUAGAGAAUACAAAAAUGAUUUAACAGUGUUGUCAAUUGGAAAUUCCAAUCAUUCAAAUUGGGAAUUAAAAGUAAAGUCACAAAGUAUAUUUAGCAAUUCCGGUUAUGGUUAUAAAUUCAUUUUUUUGAACGAUUAUAGUGUUGCGCAUUUGAGAACUAUUCCAGAUUAUGGCAACACCAGAACUGCAUUGUUACUUUUAACUGAAAUUAUUUCAGAAACUACAAAAAAAUUUAUGAUAAUUAAUGAGAGAACAUUAACACGAACCACUGAAUAUGUGUAUGAAAAUGAUGGUAAAUUUCAAUACCAUUUGUAUACACUUGGGUUUAGUGCCACACAUAUAGCUGAUUAUAAUUUAAUUGAAUGUAACUAUAAGGAUCAGCCACGAAAUCAAUCAACUGUGUGUCGUAGAAUAAAAAAUAAGAAUAGACAAAAAUUAAUUAAGAAAAAUAUUCUUGACAUUUUUGUAAAUGGCACAUCACAACCUUCAAGAACUGUUUUACUUAAUAUUAUAAAGAAUUACAUAUUUCCGGAUAAAAGUUUUGACAUUAAAAAAUUCGUUACAAAAUGGAAAAGUGAAAAUAAUUUAUCAAAUCCCCAAUUUUGGAAAAAUUAUGUAAUAGAACAUAAAGAUGAUUUUGUUAAAUUAAGAUAUAAAACAUGGUUAGGAAAAAAAAAUUUAUCAUUGGCAGAUGCAAUAAAUAUGACAAAUAAACUUUAUACGCAAAAAGAAAGAAUCAUAAUUGAAAUGGAAACAACAUUAAUAAAAAUAGUUGAAAAUUAUAACCUUGGAAAUGAACGAUUUUCUGCAACAUUUGAAGAUUAUUAUGCUAUACGAAAUUUUGCAACAACUGGCUACAAAAGAAUAACAGGUGAUACUAAUGAAGCAAAACGAAUGAAAAUUGCUUUAUAUAAUUUAGCAAUUAGACAAUCUGACGAUCCAGAAAGAGAUUUUGACUUACAUUUAACCACAGUUGAAUCCAUAAGUAAAAAAUCUGUAAGAAAACUGUUUUAUAAUGAAGACACAUAUACAUUACAAAAAUUUACCUUCGCGGCAUCACUUGAUGUGACUUUGGCUAAAACAAUUACGGGCAAGAUAGAUGGUUUUGAGAAUGUUUUGUUUGAAAUGUCAUUUUCACAACGUUACAUUAGAGCGAAAAUAAAACAAAUGUUCUACACAUAUAAUCCCAUGACAACAUCAAUUCUUUUACCUGGCACUAAAUUUUCAAUUGAGAAUAAAAGUAACUCGACAAUUACUGGAUUGGGUAAUGUAUUACGAAUUAAAUUAAAAUGUAUUCAAGAGGCUAAUGAUAAAUACGAAUGGUAUCAGAAGAUUAUGAAUACUAUUUCGGAAAUUAAAUUAUAAAUCAACUCUAUAUUGUUAAUAUAUAUUAUGAAUUAAUUAUUAUUAUUAUUUAUAUUUAUUAUCUUAGAUUGAAAUCUUUUGAUAGAAUUAAUUAAUUCUUCUCUUGCACUAAAUAUUGCAAAUUAUCUUGCACAAAUAAUAAUUUCACAUAUUACUACACAUUGAAUUUUUUUCCAAUAAGAAUUAAAUUAAAUAUGAUAUAAAUAUAUGUAAGCAGUAAAAGUUUCUUUAAAAUUUAUAGUUUGAUGACAAAAUAUUCCAUUUGUGUUAAAAUUACUGUAACC
Leptopilina boulardi is the source of this 3906-nucleotide messenger RNA. RefSeq lists its product as uncharacterized. Lineage: Eukaryota; Metazoa; Arthropoda; Insecta; Hymenoptera; Figitidae. The record is from RefSeq and is a predicted model, not a curated record. The transcript is spliced from 3 exons. Bases 254 to 3622 code for a protein of 1122 amino acids.